Molecule: messenger RNA, 4972 nt
Organism: Heterocephalus glaber (naked mole-rat)
Lineage: Eukaryota; Metazoa; Chordata; Mammalia; Rodentia; Bathyergidae
Gene: Kcne4
Product: potassium voltage-gated channel subfamily E regulatory subunit 4
Biological process (GO): potassium ion export across plasma membrane; membrane repolarization during action potential; regulation of ventricular cardiac muscle cell membrane repolarization
Cellular component (GO): membrane; voltage-gated potassium channel complex
Molecular function (GO): potassium channel regulator activity; voltage-gated potassium channel activity involved in ventricular cardiac muscle cell action potential repolarization; delayed rectifier potassium channel activity
Source: RefSeq, a predicted model, not a curated record
UUAAAUAGGAUGCAUGGAGCAUAACUAAAAAAAUUUGAUAAAUUGGACUUUAUCAUUAUUGAGAAAUGUUCUUCCAAAGACCCUGUGAUGGAAAUGGAAAUGUAAGCCAUAGAGGACAAAGUAUCUAUAAGAUGGUGUUAUUUCCUCAGCACUGCUGCCUCCUGAAACGGCAGUGGAGCACAGAUGUGAUUUAAUUCAUUCAUAUGGCCUUCCUUUCUGUGACACUGGGCACUUCCCAGGCUCUCUGCCCUCUCAUUCAUUUGUUAUGCCAUUGUUCACUAUCACAAUUCUCAUGUUUUGCCAUGAUGGAGGCCUGGAGAAAAGACUAAGGUAGGUGUUAGGAGGUUGCAAACCCAAACAUUUAGGUUUCCUUCCUGGGGUGAAGGCUGGGGGACAGAAAGGGCAAGGGCAGUAAUGAGCAGUCUGGAGAGAGGUACAGGCAAUUCAAGAAGCCACCAGAAGCCUGAGGUAGCCACAGGGACUCUCAGCAAUGACAAUAACAUGCAUGAACUUUCUGCCAGCUAGUACUAAGAGUUUUACAGGCAUUGUUUCACAGUGGUGGGUCGCUGGAGGAAGCAGGGACAACUUGCAGGCACCCAGUGGAAUUUCAUCUAGGCUGUCCCCUCCCUGCUCCUGGAAUGGAUGACUCCUGAAGUGGUAGAUUUUGCUCUUCCUGUGUCUCUGACUUGCUGAGUAUUUUGGCUUCCAUUUUAGAUUUGUCUAAGCAUGCAUGCCUUUUCUUGGCUUUUACUGCUUUGGGUUGUUGGAUCCUGUUUGGAAAUUUAUUUUGUUUGAAACUUCAGCUUCUGAUUGAUUUCCUGGUAGCAGGCUUUAUACUUCCUGCCCUUUGAACCUGGUAUCCCUUCUCCCCACCUCCUGUCUGCCUUCACAAAUCUUCCAGCUCCCAGUCUGUGACAAUCUCUGGGUGAUUACUAAUCUUGAGUAUCCCUAGGUGCACAAUCCACAAUUUGGGGAUCAGCAACUGACAACCAUGAGUCCUGAGGAUUUCCCUUGGUCUAGUGUUUCAGAUACCCCUGGAGGCCCAGAUGUGGACUCACACUGGAUACAGGUUGAAAAGGCCAGGUCUCCUAUGCAAGGGAGCUGUAGAGCUUUUAAGGACUGACACAGUUUUGAGGGCAUCUUUAUUGGUGAGCAAAAUUCCACUGUGUGGAUGAUCUUGAUGCUGGGAUUGUUGGCAGAGCCAGCUGAGGACUUAGGGGUGAGCAUAGCCCAAAACAUUUGGUGACUGGUCCAGAAGGAAAAACUGCAGCAAAGGCUCAUGGUCCACUCUUUCCCCAGGUGUCCCAUUAGAAUUAGGGACAGGCACUAACUCAGUUCCCAGGAAGAGUUCCAGAGCCUGGGCUUUAUACAUUCUAAAUGGGUCACACAACAGCAGAACCAUAAGGGGUGUUGCCUUUAGCAUUGGCUCACAAGAUGGUCUGGCUGCAAUUCAUAGGUCAUGGACAACCAGAGGCAGAGGGUCCCUUCUAGUUCACUUUCGUUUAGAAUAAGAGCCUUUCAGAAUAAGCAUGCAGGGGUUGGAGGGACUGGCAUCAGAGCCUUCAACUCCUCCAAUUUUGAUAAGAGUAGCCAUUUAAACCAGAGUCUGUCUAGAUGCUCAGAACUUGGCCUGUGCUCAGUGGGCUCAUGGGGAGAAUGCCAGCUACUUCCAUGACCUAAUGAGCUGCCAGAAGCAGCACAGGGAUGUGUGAAAGACAUCUGUGGGUUGCUUCAGAGGAGUGGCUGUUUGUGAGAGAAUGGAGCCAAACCUGUUCACAGUAUCUAUCACCAGAACGACUUUCCACCUCAUGCAGCCCUCUGAAAAGAAUCUGGAAGAUUUGAAAACCAAUGAUUAUAAAAAAAUAGACUUGUGAGCUCGAUGCAUAAGACAGGUGAGCUCUCGCUGCACUUUUAAGAGGUUGACCUGCUCCAGCCAGUCUUCUAUCUUAGCACAGUUAAGCUGAAAGGAAGUGGAGUUUCAAGGGUCCAUAGAGCUGCAGCUGCUGAAGCUCCCCCAGUGAUUUUAGAGAUCAUGGCUCUGAGGUGUGGAACAGUUAAUAAAGGAUUUACCGAUGUUCCAUAGUUAGUGGAAGAGCUGAAACUUAAGCCUCAGUUUCCUGACAAUAAAUCCUGCUCUUGCCUCCAAAAUUCUUUCAUUCAGAUAAUGGGCUUUGACUGCCUCCAAAACCCGUAUGAAGCAGAACGGUUAUGCCCCAAGAGGGAAGUGAAGCAUGAAGUUAUUUUCAAUGAGGAUGAACUUUGGGCUGUAAAGUUCAGAGAGUUGGACUGCAGUGCUUUGAGUUCACUGCUUACUCUGCCAUGGUCAGCCACUGUUGUAAAUCUUCCCCCGGGAACACGUGACGAUGCACUUUCCUCACUAUAUAUCCCAAGCACCCCAGCACAGCUGUCAGAGUGGGAGCCGGACACAGACGAGCAGAGCUCUCUAACUCGAGAGAGGAAUUCAGGACUGGGGACAAAUCAUCAGCCUUUGACCCUGCUGUUCCAGCAGCCUUCAGGGCUGAAGAUGGAGCCACUCAACAGCACCCACCCCAGCACGGCAGCCUCCAGCAGGCCCCUCCAGUCCCACGUGCCCAGCAGUGGCAGUGGCAGUGGCAAUGAGUAUUUCUAUGUCCUGGUUGUCAUGUCCUUCUACGGCAUUUUCUUGAUUGGAAUCAUGCUGGGCUACAUGAAAUCCAAGAGGAGGGAGAAGAAGUCCAGCCUCCUGCUGCUGUACAAAGAUGAGGACAGGCUCUGGGGGGAGGCCAUGAAGCCACUGCCGGUGGUAUCCAGCUUGAGGUCGGUGCAGGUGCCCAUGAUGCUGAACAUGCUGCAGGAUAGUGUGGGGCCUGCGCUGUCCUGCACGCUCUGCUCCAUGGAGGGAGACAGUGUGAGCUCUGAGUCCUCCUCCCCGGAUGUGCACCUCACCAUCCAGGAGGAGGGGGCGGACGACGAGCUGGAGGAGACUUCAGAGACGCCUCUCAAUGAAAGCAGCGAGGGGUCCUCGGAGAACAUUCACCAGAAUUCCUAGCCCCCCCCCACCCGGACCCCUCAAGGUGACUCCGUCAGCCAGCGCCCUCAGAGAGAGGAAAGACAUUUUUCAAGUGUCUGUUUCACUUUUUUUUCAGUGCAGCUGUCACUUUGAAAAGACUCCACCGCAAGCCCCCAAAAUGGGGUAGGGUGGGGGACAGGGCUCACCCAGAGUCCUCAAGGUCCCUGCCCGAGGUUUGGACCGGCCCCUGAAAAAGCCCUGAAGAUGUGCAUGUGCCAUUUACUUUGGGGCCUGAGUGUGGGGUUCCUGUCCAGAAUAUGGCAGACUGAUGUGUUUGCCAUUUUCUCACUGGAUGCCCUGGGUAAUUUCUGCACCAUCGUUUCUGUCCUAGGGCCACCAAAUGCCUAGGGCAGGCUGAGGGACUAGUUUUGAUUUGCUAAUUGCCUAGAGCUUUGUUCUUGUAGAUCUGAUUGGCUGUAAGUAUCUCUACUGUGCACCUGUGAUGUUAGAUCACAGAGGGUUACAAGCUUCUUUUGGAAGUCUUAGAUCAGAGGGAGAAAGCUUGAAGGAGUAUUUUUUUGAUGGGAGAAAGCUAGAAAUCUAGACCUAGCCUAUUUGUCCAAUGUAAGCCGGGGGGGGGGGAUAAAAGCAACUUUUAAACUUGUUAACAUUAGCUGGGGGUAUAAGAGAUGAACUGGUAUUGUGACUUGUGGUUGUCCAGCAUGCUGGCAUGACUUUCUUGUGGUCAGAGAGCUUCCCUAGAGUCUAUACUCUGAAUGGCCAUGCAGAGGGCUCUUCCGGAUCUUUCCAUAAGGGGUGAGAAUGGUGGGUUAAACAAGUCCGUGCCAUUCCCUCUGCUCUUGCUCAUUUUCCCAGCCUAGUUUUUUGAGCCGGGAGAAGCCUACUACGGGGCCUCAGAAUGUGGUAAUUUGUCAUGUAGCUUAGUCCUAGAAGGGCACAUUCAAGCUGGGCCCAAGUUCUGUGCUUACCGAUCCAGAGCCCUGACGCUCAUUUGCUGUGUGGUCCUGGGCAUGUCGUCAAGAGGUUUAUUGGCUUCAUGGGGCUCUGGAGGAUGUGUAACCCCAGGGGGCUGGGAGGAUGUCUUUCGAUUUUAGAGUCUGUGAUAAAUCCUCCAUGGCCUGGUGUGCAGAAGCUUGGACCAAAUAUUUCCCCUUUGGCUGGUUAGUCUGUAAAAAGGACCUGUUGAUUUAAAGGAGCAGUUGGAGACUCUGAAUACAUGUGACUAGGGAAUUCAGGGCUAAUCACAAACCAUCCCCACUGUAGUUUUCCCUGGGUUGAACCAAAGAGGCAGAUACUGUACCACAUUUUGGUCUGCAAAGUUCUCUGCGUGGUUAGCUGUUAACACUCCCAGGCAAGGAAAAGAGAAAUCUAAAAGGAAAUCUCACAACUGCUUGCCAAUGUCUGCAUGUACAGUAUUCUUGUGAUCAGCAGCUUUAUAGUACAAACUUUUAGCCCUUGAAGAUAAGGCAUAGCAAAAUGUCAAAUUUAGUUGUAGGAAAAAAAAGCCUUUUUGUUAUUAUUUUUUGAACAUACUCUCCCUGGAUUGGAGACAGCAGUGAGUAUAGUUCCCAUGGAAGGGUUAACAGUGUCGGAACUGGUUUAUCAGUUUGCUUUGACAUACAGCCAGAGGAAAUUUAUGUUUGGGGGAACAGGGUUAAAAUUCACUUUAAAAUUCAGAGUAUAGAUUUACUCCAAAGGGGGCUGUUUAAAUUGAAAGAAGCCAAGUUAAGUUUGGCCUCUUGCCUGGAAUCACUUGAAUUCUGAAACUUUACUGCGACGGACAUGUGCGGUGUCACAUUUUCCAUUGCUUAAUCCUGAAGUUUGGUGCAAGUCUAUCUGCGCCUGUUAAAAAGUGAUGUAUAUAUUUCUUUCUUAUUCUAUUGAGUUGUAUAGAAUUGUCUUUUGUAUUUAAUGCUUUGUAAUUUUCACAAUAUUUUUAAUUUAAAUAAACAAACAAACACA